AUGAUUACUGAGGAUCUGCUGAAGAUUAGCUCGAAUCAAGCUGUUAGUUUUGGCGAAGAAAUCUCUGGUAUAAGUAACAGCCAUGGUUCGUUUCAAAAUGAAGAAGUUGAUUCUAGUUGUACCAUUAGUCCAGGUGGCCGAAAGUACUAUAUUCCUGUUUGUGAAGAUCAUCUAAAACCGUUUGUUAAAAAAUCUUUUCCAUCUUUGGAGUCUGGUAUUGCUUUUUAUAAGGAUUAUGCACUGUUGAGUGGAUUCGAUAUACGUCGUAGUGCUCAAAAAACAGAUUCUGACGAUGAGACUGUAAUAAGCAAGUACCUUCUUUGUAAUAGAGCUGGUUUUACUGAAAUUAAGAAGAAAUCUUUAGAUUGCAGCAAGGGCAAAGCACGUAAAAAGAGGACUAUGUCAGGGAGAUGUGGUUGUGAUGCAAAAUUGGUGUUACGAUUUGCUCCAGGGAACAUAUAUUUUGUUUCUAAUUUUGUUGAAGCUCAUAAUCAUUCAUUGGUUCCUGAAGGUUCUAGGCAUUUUUUAAAAGGACGUCGUAAAAUGUCGACUUGUUCUAUGAAUUUUGUAUUUGAUGCUAGUAAAGUCAAUAUUGGUGCAAGCAAAUCUUUUAGGAUGAUGAAAGAGUUAGUUAAAGGUUAUGAAAAUGUUGGAGGUACGUCGAGAGAUUUUAGGAAUUUUGAUAGAGAUAUGAAAGCUUUUAUUGGUGAAGCUGAUGGUCAAAUGAUUAUUGACAAGUUCAAGGUUUUGCAAGAAACAGACCCCAUGUUUUUCUACGAGUAUGAUGUUGACCUAGCUGGCAAUCUUACCAAACUAUUCUGGGCUGAUUCGACGGCAAGAAGAAAUUAUGAACUAUAUGGAGAUGCUGUUUCUUUUGAUCCAACAUUUAAUACAAAUAAGUACAAUAUGGUGUUUGCCCCCUUUACUGGUGUUGAUAAGCACAAUAAGUGCGUCACAUUUGCAUCCACUCUUCUUUCGAGAGAAGAUGUGACAAAUUUUACUUGGGCGUUUAAUGCAAUGUUGAAAGCUAUGAGGAGAAAUCCCGUUGUUUUAGUCACGGAUCAGUGUCCUGCUAUGAAACAAGCUGUACCUGAAUGUUUUAAAGCAACCGAUGAAUUUCCUGCGUCCAGGCACCGUUUGUGCAUGUGGCAUAUCACUGAAAAGUUUCCUGCUAAGGUAUAUAUUGUCUUAGUUAUUUGUAAUAUCCAUUGUGAUUUUUGUGUUUAAAAUGUUAAGUGCAGAUACAAUAUAUUAUGUUUUGUUGUGUCCAAUUUGAUCAGUUUUUAGUUCAGAUGCAGUAUAUUAUGUUUUGUUGUGUCCAAUUUGAUCUAUUUUUAAUUUUGCUCCAUUUACUUGUUUUA
Messenger RNA from Daucus carota subsp. sativus, 1361 nucleotides. Its product is annotated as protein FAR1-RELATED SEQUENCE 5-like. Gene Ontology annotation, biological process: regulation of DNA-templated transcription. The record is from RefSeq and is a predicted model, not a curated record. Bases 1 to 1227 code for a protein of 408 amino acids. NCBI's taxonomy places the organism in Eukaryota, Viridiplantae, Streptophyta, Magnoliopsida, Apiales, Apiaceae. The transcript has 3 exons.